This is a messenger RNA of Suillus discolor, 668 nucleotides long. Its product is annotated as stress responsive A/B barrel domain-containing protein. The coding region runs from base 40 to 342 and encodes 100 amino acids. The record is from RefSeq and is a predicted model, not a curated record. The transcript has 4 exons. NCBI's taxonomy places the organism in Eukaryota, Fungi, Basidiomycota, Agaricomycetes, Boletales, Suillaceae.
GGACUCAGCUAUCACUUCCCCUCACCCUUUCAAUCCAUCAUGACCAUUCACCACAUAGUCCUGUACAAGUUUAAGCCCGAGGUGACCCCAGAACAGAAGCAGGGCGUGAGGGACAACGUCAGCGCCCUUCCGUCGCAGAUACCUGCAAUCCAAAGCAUUAUCACUGGUGAAACGGUGUACAACCAUCUCGGACACGGCUUCGACGGGGGGGUCAUUCUCCUAUUCGAGAGUCGAGCCAAGUUGGCCGAGUAUCGCCCACACAAGGCGCUUGCUGAUUAUCAGGCGUUCUUGAAACCUUUGCUUGAAGAUCUACUCAUUUUUGAUAUCGAGUCAACCGCCUAGAGAGGAAACUAGUUUUAUAGAAUGUUGUGCUGCUCACGCAAGUGAUGGCUCAAGGUGCUGCGUAUAAUUCAGCUUCGGGUCGCGACCCUUGAAAUAAAACGUAUUGUUUGAUACGCAGGUGGCUGGAUCAACUGAAUUCGUAACUAUGAGCAUUCACAUCAUUCGUGAGUCAGAAUGCGUACACCUGAUUGAUGCAUGAUGCAUGGCGGCUCUAGUCGACGCAAAAACGGCAUUUCUUUGCGAAAGCUGAUAGUGCCCACCAUUUAGGGGCUCAUGUCGGUGCCCAACAUACGCUGGAGUGAGCGCCGGGAGUCACGAUGCUUCUU